GUUGAGAUCUGUUGUUCAGUGCUCAACGAGAAGACCACGGAGGAGAAGAAAUAUUGUACUAUUGCUCAAUGAGGGCGGGCCGAGAUCAUUGAAUUCAAACGAGUAAACUCGCAUGAUGGUGAAUAAAAAUCUGCGGGAGCCGCUCGCGCAGAUUGCACAAUGAGGAAUGCCUGUAGCUGAGAGAUCUGUAGCUGAGAGAUCCGUAGCUGAGAGAUCACAAGAGCAGAGAGACAGGAUCACUUCGAAUGACGGAAUUUGUACGUUGACGAAGUUGGAUUAAACAAGUAAAUCAGUUCGGAUGAAGCAAUGAAUAAGGCAGAAACUGAGUAGAGAAGAAGUACCCGCAGUGAUCGGUCUAGCAUAGCUUAGGAACUGGGAUUCAGCGUAGUGCCACCAGCUCUAGGUCGUAGUAUAGUUUUUGGCUUUUCAGCAGCCAGUUAUGUCCGCUAGUUUUCCUGGUGGGCCCACACCCAACCUAACCUCUCUCUGCUAAGAAACAAGAAGGAAAAAGUGAAGAUCUUCUCUACUCGUGCUUCUCUUGUCGUGGUCGCAGCUGCUACAACUAGUGUAGCUCUAGCAGCUGCGUCUGAAGCUGGUGGUUCUGGCUGAGAGCAGGUCACUCAUCCACUCAUGUUUUCUAGCUUUCUUGCCGAGAGGCCCAACGCCGGACCGGACUUGCCGGAGAGGGCGCUCAUUACGGCCACGCGAGAGAUUACGCCCCACUGCUGUCGUCCCUGCUAAUUUCCAGCAACUGCCUGAUAAAGUUUUGCGAAAGCCGGUUUUCGGAAUUUCCGGGACAAUCGUAUCAAGACUAAGAAGGAUAUGAGUAAGGGUUUACUCAAAAGUCUCACAGCGUUGCAAGUGCUGCCUCUCGAACCAAAGAAAAGUAACUCAUGGAGCAGACGCAAGCGAAAUGCAAGCAAAGGUUGUGAAUCCUGAUCCUGAGAUAGAUCGCCUCGCUACGCCGAUCCUUCCGGCAAUCGAUGGGUAUCCCGAGAUCCGAGUGGCGAACUUGACGCUAAUGUCUGACGACAACAUGGAAACAUUGGGAGUUGUACAACUCGGGCCCAACAAUACCUUGUACUUCAUGAAGAGAUCCCAAUCAGCGAAGGACAACGUGGCGUCUUCAUCAGUCUUUCUUGGUAGAGCCGUGAAUACAUUAUGUCGUCUCCAACUGGAGCUGCAGCAGUUUACUUGCUCGGCCUCGACGCCUUCUGCGUCGCAAAGAGAAACCUGGGAUCCUUGAUGAGCAACGACAAGAACAAGAACAUUAUCCUAAAAUCGGAUACGAGCGCGUUAUUUUUAGCCACCACGAUACAGAGUGCAAUAGUGGAAUCCCCAAACUCCAACAGCUGGGUAUUUCGCUAUUGUAUUCUGUAUCGGCCGUAGUUUCGGGACACCACUUCUGCACCCGCAGACUACAACGACCACGACCUGUCAAAGGCCGUGAAGGGUCUCUCAGUUGACUACGGAGGUCACUGGCUUUCUAAGUGGGUGAAUUCCGCCAUCCAUAUUAAGGCUCAAUACAAUUCAUUUUUACAAGAGAGACGCUUCUCACACAAUUUAUUCAUUUUUACAAGACACGACUUCUCACUGUUUCAUGCCUCUUAGGAAGAUCAUUCUCAAGAAAUGGACUCCGCCCAAAGAGUUCCCCGACUCGAAACAAUACCUCAAGAACAGGUACAUGAAUGAAUGAAUGAAUGAAUGAAUGAGCUCUCACCAUUCUAAUUUUUGCGUUUCGUGAUGUGGAUGAUGCAAAUCGACUUCCUGGCGGAUCAUUUUCCGUCGAGGAAGUCUUUUUACCGAAGAAACACAAAAUGAACUACCUUUUACUAGGAGAAGCGUUGAUUACAUUCACAACAUCUCUUCAUGAUGACUACACGAACAAGGACACGAACAUUUAUUUUUAAAGCCUUGAGCAUACCUUCUACGAACUUCGUUACGUGCGAAAGCGAAUGUGACGCUAUCAAUCAAAAAACAAUUGUUAGAUGUUGUCAAGGUAAACUAAAGAUGAAGCAGCCAAGAGAACCAAAAUCAAUUUCUAUUUUAAAUAAAGAACCCGGAGGCCCAAAGAAAC
This is a messenger RNA of Amoebophrya sp. A25, 2077 nucleotides long. The record is from the annotation of a GenBank genome assembly. Lineage: Eukaryota; Dinophyceae; Syndiniales; Amoebophryaceae.